AUGAGUACCGGGUCAACAAAGCUGAUGGUGUCGGAGCCCCAGUUGCUCUCGACUGCCUAUGCCACGAUUGCCAUCACUACCACCUUCAUGGCCAUUCGCACAGUUUUGCGAUUCACGCAUCGGAAGGGUGGGCUUCAGAUGGAAGAUGGGUUUGUCAUGUUGUCGUGGGUCACCUUCAUUGCGCUCGCUGUGAUGUACAUCGUCGUCACGCGGCCUUUAUAUCGAGUCGACAAGGCCAUUGGCACUGGCGUUCUAUAUCCGACCAUUGAGGACGAUGCUCUUUUGAUGAUCAAGAUCUUUUUCGCCAAUACCAUGAUCUUCUGGAUGGUGCUGUGGUCGGUCAAACUGAGCCUGUUGUUUUUGUAUCGCCGGUUAUUUGAAGGCUUGCCCGAUCAGAUGCGAUGGUGGUGGGGUGUGUUUGUUUUCACAGUCCUGACCUUGAUCGGAUGUAUCAUUUCGAAUUUUACUUCGUGCGAAAAUAUGCAUGCAUGGUUCACACCUGGACUAUGCUCAACCCAACGUGAUAUCAACGCCCAGCUCACUAGCCUCUACUUUUCCUUCGCCGUCGACGUCCUGACCGACAUUAUGAUCAUGCUCCUUCCAUUGAAGCUGAUCUGGAUCCUCCGUCUCCCGCUGUCGCAGAAAUUCGCGAUCGGGACCCUAUUCAGCAUUGGUAUCGUCUGCGUCAUCAUGGCCAUUGUGCGCACCGUACAAAUCGGGUCCCAAGCGAAAAGCGACAGUACCCCUUCUAGCUCAUGGCUGGCAUUUUGGGGAAUGAUUGAAGCUGGAAUAGCCGUUGUUAUCGGGACGUUGCCAGUGUUUGCAAUCUUUUUCCGAAGACAACAUGCCUCUCGACAAGGUUACGACUCCUAUGGCCGGUAUCACUACCGUAACGAAAGCGAAUACUCGAAUACACAUAGCAAAAAGAACAGUUACUCGCAGGGGUUCCUGAUGUCGGAUCGAUCGCGGAGAUCACAGCCCUGUUUGGAAGCGCCAAAAAGAGCGAGAUAUGGAGGGAUCAGUAUCACGAGGACGUUAGAGUACUAA
Talaromyces rugulosus is the source of this 1047-nucleotide messenger RNA. RefSeq lists its product as uncharacterized. NCBI's taxonomy places the organism in Eukaryota, Fungi, Ascomycota, Eurotiomycetes, Eurotiales, Trichocomaceae. The record is from RefSeq and is a predicted model, not a curated record. The transcript has 5 exons. Bases 1 to 1047 code for a protein of 348 amino acids.